Molecule: messenger RNA, 3996 nt
Organism: Metarhizium acridum CQMa 102
Lineage: Eukaryota; Fungi; Ascomycota; Sordariomycetes; Hypocreales; Clavicipitaceae
Product: 5'-flap endonuclease
Biological process (GO): DNA replication; DNA repair
Cellular component (GO): nucleus; Slx1-Slx4 complex
Molecular function (GO): DNA binding; 5'-flap endonuclease activity
Source: RefSeq, a predicted model, not a curated record
AUGGUUCCGACCUCAUCGCCAGAUUUGCCCACCGUGCAAGAUAUGUUGUCUCAAAAGCAGAAGCGACCCGCCAUACGAGGCGGAACCGAGUCUGUGCCUAUUCCUAACGAUGCGGACUCGACCUUUACGAGUGCGCGAGACUUAUGGCAGGCUGCACGUCGCGCCGAGGUCAAUCAGUUGAGCCCGUCUACUUCACCUAAGAAAGUGAUUAUGGUGGAUGAUAUUGAUACCCCUGUAUGCGCACUAGAACAUGCACCAGAAGAAGAAUCACCGCUACGAAAGUCCUAUGUACCGAAAGGAAGUGCCAAUCCAUCCAGCCCAGGAAUAUUCGAGUUAGUUGACGAGGAGGUACCUUCACGGCAACCCUGGAAGAAGUACAAGCCCAAAACUCCGGGAAAAUAUGCCAGCCCACGCGGUGCCUCUGUGGAGAAGGAAAGUCCCUAUUUAGUCUCAAAUCAGAUGACAUCAGAGAGAAGAAGCCGCGAGACAACUCCGUCGCAAGAUCCACCAAUAUUGGAACAAAUAGAAACCACGAAAUGCAAUGCCGAAGAGCCAUUGCUGUUAGAGCCUGCAAUGAUUCGGAGAAAGGAUUGGACACCUCCUACGGAGAAAUCAACCGUUAUUCUUGAUUCUGACACGUCACCAUCACAAGACGACCUACAUGCGACUGACGAGAAUGAUCCUGCUAAUUCGUUUGGUAACAUUGUUUCUGCUUACAUGUGCGCCAACGCUACAACUCAAGAGAUUGCAGCACACCAGAGUGAUACAUCGAGUGUGCAGAAGAUGAAGCCUGCAUUUCCAGAGGCCGAGUCAACUGAUGACCUUCUGACCACCAGGAAGUCCGUCACCAGACCAAAGGCGAUGCGGAAAAAGGCCAGAACUAUUACCGGCCUCGCUACAGCCGCCUACAGACAUCCGGGUCAAGUUGAGCCUACAGAUGGUGUACGAGAUGUAUCACCUCUUACGAAACCCAAGCCGUUGUCUAAGACGUCGAAAAAUACCAAGCCUCGUAAAGGACCGUCGAAAGCGAAGAAAAAGCAGAAACCGCCAAAGCCAGUUCUGUUCUCUCCUGAAACUGCACUAAGACAAGUUGCCAAGCAGGACUUUGUAUUUGGAACCUCUAGCCAGUUAGCUACAGAACAGUCGCCGACGUUUCUGAGAGACCUGCACCUUACGAUGAAGAACUCAAACCAGCUUGAUUAUGUCGAUUUCACAACUCCAUUGAAUAGCGACGCUAUCGAGCCACCCGAAGGUCGGUCAAGGCUUUGGGAUGCUGCAGCCAGAGAUGCAGAUGGUGAUCUGUUCGACGUGGAAGUGGUCAAUCUCACUGAGGCCAGCCCGCAAUUUCCAAAGACGCCGGGUUCCGUGGACCCCUUUGGAUAUUUUAAAGGCGACGACGAACCACCUCCAUCUCAUACUUCUGGGUCUACGAUAAGUAGCGAUAAUGGGAAUGAGUCAGUGGCCGAUUUGUCAGAUAUUUUCCCUACCGCGGGGUCACGAGCGACAUAUACCGCAACGAAUAGUUCAAAUGCCCUUAGUGGCAUGGGCCCAAGCGUACAGCUGACGGGAAAGCUAUCAGUCACCUUAGAAGUCACAAGCUCACCGGAACUUGUAAGCAAAGAGAGCACGGCGCCAAGAGCUGCAAACCAUCAUUCACAACCGACAUUCGAACAUUUUACCGAUGCGCAACUGUCAAAAGAGAUAUCUCGGUACGGCUUCAAGCCAGUAAAGCGCCGUUCGGCAAUGAUAGCUCUUUUAAACCAAUGCUGGCAGCAGACCGGCGAUGCCAGCCAGGGAAUCCGGAUGCUUUCCACGGCUGCUGUCAUUUCCCCGACGAAACGGCCGCGCGGCCGGCCAAGGAAAGAUUCGGUAGAAGACAGCCGGACACAGGAGCCCCCUCCAUCUGCGCAAGCUCCUGAGACACCAAAAAAACCUAGGGGAAGACCAAGAAAGGAUUCACAGACGACACCGGGCAAGCAAGCGGUGUCGAAACGCACUACCACGCCAACGAGAAAGCGAACAGCCGGGAGUAAUGCCACUCCUAAGAAGGCGAAGGCCGUGAAGGUGAUUGAGAUACCGGAUUCGGAAUCUGAGCUGGCAGAUACUUUGGAUUCAUCACCACAUUCAUCACCAAGCUCAACAUUUUCUUCCCCGCGUCAGGUCGACCUGGCCAUGUCUAUUGACAACGAUACAGAGCUCUCUCUUACAAUGACGCCUACAGACGUCCAAGCCUGUCUGUUUACGCACAUCACCAAGGCUGUCACGACUGCACCACGUACUACCGACCCUGCUAAUCCAUCUUGGCACGAGAAGAUUCUACUGUAUGAUCCAAUUGUGCUGGAGGACUUGGCGUCUUGGCUCAACAGCGGACAGCUCAGUCGCGUUGGAUACGAUGAAGAAGUCAACCCUGUUGAGUUGAAGAAAUGGUGUGAAUCAAAAAGCAUCUGCUGCUUGUGGAAGCUCCAUGUGCCUCAACUGCUGGUGCCUCCCGUCUUCUCGGCUACGGCAGUUGUUAGCGCAGCUGGGGUUCCGGUCCCUCGGUUCCCACUCUUUGCCAGACAAGCGUGGAUAUUCGGGGCUCCGUUCUGGUUUGCGUGGAGUAAACCACCACCACCAUCAACCGAUCAACAGCCCCAGACUUUUGGCUACCUAGGUACGCAUCCCAAGCGGACCUCGGCUCAAUUGAGAUCCCCCGCCAUCUUGGUCCCCCUCAUAUCAGAUGCCUUGACCCGACUUCAUCAGGUAUCCAUGGCCUGGUUACUACAUCCCAUGUGGAGGCGACUGGCGGCGCAUCAUACCAUCCCAAGCCAUUCGAUACCCUUCACACGCGGCAUCGCCAUAUUAUCAACCUCAUCACCGUUGGCUCAUAAGCCCUCACUUCUUCUCACAAUGGCCUCUCAGAUGCGAGACGCCAGCUCCAAGGCAGACGUGCAAGAGCCCCGUCCCAGCUCGUCUGUUCUUCUGCUCUCGCCAACAAAUGAGAUAUUGCUGCUGCACCGGGUAAAGACCUCGACGUCAUUUGCAUCGGCGCAUGUCUUCCCAGGCGGGAACCUAGAUCCAUUCCACGAUGCCGACGACGGUGAUAUUCCCGGCCCCGAGAGCGCCGAGAGACACCGGGACGGCCCGGCGUACAGAAUGGGCGCUAUAAGAGAGACGUUUGAGGAGACGGGGAUCCUGCUGGCGACCAAGAACGGCGCUCUGGUGAGCCUGUCCGCCGAACAGAGGGACGAGGCGAGGAAGAAUGUCCACGGAAACAAAGUCAAGUUUGGCGACUUUCUAAAGUCGAUUGGCGCCGUGGCCGACACAGGUUUGUCUCCCGCCACCGGCCGCCGUUUUCCUGUACAGAAAAUGCUAACGAGAGAGAUUGCAGCCGGCCUGAUCCCCUUCACCCGCUGGAUCACGCCGACCCAUGUGCCCAAGCGCUUCACCACGCAAAUGUACCUCUACCUGCUCCCCAUAUCCAAGAGAUCGGUGCCGUCGGAGAUUCUCCUGCCUACCCCGGACGGCGGCGUCGAGCACACGGCCGCACAGUUCGCGCCGCCGCAGUCGUGGCUGGACAAGGCCGCCGAAGGUUCCAUCAUCCUCUUCCCGCCGCAGGUGUACCUCAUGAAGAUGCUCACUCGGUUCCUGACGGGGUCGACGUCUGCCCUGGAAGAAGGGCCGCUGCACUACACGGCGCAGCGGAAGAAGCUGGUUUUGUUCCUGAGGAGGAGGGUGACUGCGGAGACGGACAGGGGCAAGCAGCAUCCCACGGCGACGAUUUCAUGGGCCGACAAGGUCAUGAGCCCGUAUCACUUGCUAUCCAGAGAGGAGGACAACCGCGUGGUCCUCGCGCUGGAUAAGCCCGGCCCCGAGCUGGAGGGCAGUGAUAGGGGCGGCGACUGGGAGAGGGUUGCGUUGGUCAAGUUUGGGCGAGGGGGCCCGUCCGAGGUCGAGAUUAGAAUGAGGGAGGAGGUGUUGGCAGAGCAGAGGGCGAAGCCGGAUGCCAGGUUAUAG